AUGGCUGGUCCUUUACUUAGUUCUACAGAAAAAAUAUUUAUCCUGCACGGUGUUCAAAAUGACUACAGAUCAGAUGGUAGAUCUAAUAUUGACUAUAGACCAAUGGAAUUGGAAACUGAUGUAGUCAGUCAUGCAAGUGGUUCUGCAAGAUUACGGCUAGCUAACACAGAUAUCUUAGUUGGUGUUAAAACAGAAAUUGAUGUACCAAAACCAGAUAACCCUGGAAAGGGCAAAAUAGAAUUCUUUGUUGACUGUUCUGCUAAUGCUACACCUGAGUUUGAAGGGAGAGGAGGGGAGCAGUUAGCAAAUAGUAUAUCCAACAUGAUGCAGCGAGCUUACCACACUUCACAGGCCUUUAAUUUGAAACAACUUUGUAUAUUUGAAGGCAAACAGUGUUGGAAAUUAUAUGUUGAUAUUUUAAUUUUAGAAUGUGGAGGUAAUUUGUGUGAUGCAGUAUCCCUUGCAGUGAAGGCCGCAUUAUUUAACACUAGAUUACCUUUUGUCAAAGCAGCACUUAUGGAUGGAGGCAAUGUUGACUUACAAUUGUCGGAUGACCCAUAUGACAGUAAACAGUUGGAUAUUGGGUGUGCUCCACUUCUGGUCACUUUAUGUAAAAUAGGGGACAAAUGUGUUGUAGAUCCAUCUGCUGAAGAAGAAAGUUGUAGUGUUAUAUCUCUUGUUGUUGGUGUAACGGGAAAUCCUAAAUUCUACUGCACUGAAGACACAACAAACAUUCUUAAUGUUGAAUGUAAAUGUAGUACAAUCGGUAUGAACGGUCCCGGUAGUGUUGCGCCUAAAACACUAAAAGAUGCCAUCAAUCAGGGCAUAAUUGCAGCAAAAUGCUUAGAUGAAGCACUUGGCAAAGCUCUUUUAAGAGAACGACAGGAAACUAUUGUUAUGAAAAAACAUUCGUAUGGCUUUCUCAAAUAA
This is a messenger RNA of Parnassius mnemosyne (clouded apollo), 930 nucleotides long. The record is from the annotation of a GenBank genome assembly. NCBI's taxonomy places the organism in Eukaryota, Metazoa, Arthropoda, Insecta, Lepidoptera, Papilionidae.